Rhopilema esculentum is the source of this 7754-nucleotide messenger RNA. RefSeq names its product neuropeptide Y receptor type 6. Lineage: Eukaryota; Metazoa; Cnidaria; Scyphozoa; Rhizostomeae; Rhizostomatidae. The record is from RefSeq and is a predicted model, not a curated record. Gene Ontology annotation, molecular function: G protein-coupled receptor activity. Gene Ontology annotation, cellular component: plasma membrane. Gene Ontology annotation, biological process: G protein-coupled receptor signaling pathway.
AACCAAAUAGUUGUUCUUUGUUUUAGUAUUUUUCAUGUCGUUUCCUUCACGCCUGACGGAUAGUUUCAGUUAUUUGAUUCACUAAAAUUAUACUAGCGUUUCAAGAUUUUAGACCGUGCCAGUUAGCGCACUGUCGUAUUCAUUGAUUGUAACAUAAUACCAAGACUGGAGCCUCAGAUGCCACUAUUCAAUUCAACUCCUAGAUGCAAAAAGUAUGAAAGAAAGUCUCAAACCCAAAAGUUAAACGUAGUUACAAAUCUAAAACAAAAACGCUAAUUUUCACUCUAUUCGCAUUUUUUAGUAUUUUUUCUUUAAGUUGAAAUAUCUGUUUCUUAAUGCUCACAUAUUUAUACAUCCGAGGCCAAUUAGAAGGUCUUUGACAGCACUAUCCUGGAGAAAAUAUGCAAAGAAAACUAAUAGGCAACUUCCCCCACCCCGAAUCAACACAUUCAUUUUAAACUCCUUGUAAUCAUUGUAACCUGAUGCUUGUUAGUCUGGUUAUCGUUAGCCUGCGCGGAGCCUCAAAUCUCAGAGGAAAAGUAGUCAAGGCUUCGUGCAAGCUAGUAAUCGUUGCUCACACUGUACUAUCAAUUUAUUGUUUUAUAACACGCUUUUUUCGCAGACGUUCGUUGUUACGCUAUCUCCGUGAAAGAGAGGUUGUUUUUGUGGCUGAAAAUGAGACAAUGUCAAACUGCCGAUAAUAAUGGAAACAUUUUAAUUUUAAAUUCUUAAAUUCUUAAUCAGAGGAAAAGUAGUCGAGGCUUCGUACAGGCUAGUCAUCGUUGCUCACACUGUACUGCCAAUUUAUUGUUUUAUAACACGCUGUUUUCGCAGACGUUCGUUCUCCAGACCAAACAGCUGCCCAUUCUCGAAAAUGAUCAGAUUGCACUUGACCAUUCAAAACUUGCUGAUAAUAGCUAGUAUGGAAUCUAGAGCUCUCAAUCUUUGAUCACUUUUAUCUUUAAAAUAGAUUGUUUGGAUCAGCCUAAGGUUUCUUAAAUGCUAGCAAAUCCAAACGUAGCUUAUCUUGAUAAACUUCAUAGCACAGAGUAAAUAAGCAAACAAACAAGUGACGCCUGUGCUUUGGACGUAGUGGGUUGGGGGCCUGGGACCGAGAAUCGUAAGAGACGUGAAGUUGCCUACAACUAUUCUGUGUUUUCAUAAACACGUCAGAAUUAUACCGCAGGAUCACCAUUGCUGCUUUUUGGUGAUAAUGAAAACCAGGCUUCAAUCGAACACAGUUCGUGUAUACAUCCUGUUCUGUACAAAACAGAGUAACCGAGCAUUGUGGGAAGCCUCAUCGAUAUUGUCCUUUCAAUCCUCCGAAGAACAAGGUCGAUUUCCAUCGCUUUCUGAAAAGCGAUGUCGAAUACAAUGUACCAUAUUCAAAACAAACUUCUUUGCCUAGACACACUUAUCGUAAUAGGUGGCAGUGUUUUCUAUCUUGGGUUAAGAAUUUUGUACUUAAUGGCAGAUUAGGCCGUUGUCAGUUUAAGAUGACAUAUAAAAGACAAGCGGAAAGUCGCGGUUCUGAAUGAGCUUUAAAUGGAAAAGUGUCCAAAAAGGAGCCUAAUUAAUUGUCUCGAAUAAAAGCCGGUCUCUAAACAACUAUGGCUGCCCAUUUCUAGCAAUAUUCAAUCAAAUGUGUUAUUCAUGCAAUACCCGAUUCAAUACUUGUUUUAAUUGUAACAUUCUUCAUUUGAAGGAAGAUUUAAUGUAAAACUUAUAAAAAAUACAAAAAUCUGUAUUCAAUUAAAAAAAUUAUUCAAUGCAAAAAAGUGUUUUCAGUGCAAAAAAAUGUCUUCAUUGUAGAAAAUAUGUGCAAUAUGAAGAGACUGGGGAAAGCGCGUCUUUUCUGUGUGCUUCGUUUUUAUUAGACAACCCGCUCGAGUCACAACCGGUCACAACUAGUCAUAACACGACACAAGUCUUUGAAUGUGAGAACACAAAAAUAGCUGAUAAAAAUGAUAUAACCAACAAGACUGCUGAUCUGCUGGAGGAGGCAUCACAACUCCUCAGAAGUAGGACAAGAUGAUCAACUUCAAUAUCAGGGCCGCCACCAAAAAGUAGGCCAAGAUCGCCACUGAACAUUCAAAAUGACAACAGCAGAUCAAGUAGGCAGUCCGAAAAACAAACUAACUUCAUCUAAUUUAAGAAUGAUGUCCGUCUAAAUGCCAUAAUGAAUUUAGCCAAGGAACACUAUAUGUCCUCCGUGACACCAAGACACCCCAUUUCAAGGAUCCACCCUGUUGGUGUUGCUUGGUACUCUUCUUCACUGCGCAUGCACUCCCACUGACCUUAAGUAACCGGUUAUGUAUGGCUCUUCAGUAGUCGAACCAUGCCUUGAGAUAUAAUCCAAAAUGAUUUCAUCGAGCCUAUCAUCAGAAACAUCGCUCAACUGCUAUCGAUGGGUCAAUCCAUAUUCUUCAACUCUGCGGGAUAUCGUCCACCUAGAUACUCCAAACAUUAAUGCAAUUUUGCUCCAGGAAAAACGCAUACCACGCAAUUCAAUUCCUCCAAGGUUUCUUUUGGAAUUGACAAACGAGGUCGACCAGCAUGUCUUACACGUUUUCCUGGAAUUCUCAGCGCACACAGUGUUAAAUUUUGAUGACAAAUUCAAAUGUAAAUCUUCGAGAUUCUUUCUAAGCAUGUUUAGCAUAUUUUCUAGAUCUGAGCAUACUCUUCCAUCAUUCACACUAAUAUUUACCGGUGUAUUGUUGAUAAAAAGAAACUGUAUCGCUGAAUUGAGCAAUUCAAUUGUACCCAGGGUUCCAAUCAGGUAACAUUCAUCAUCCAAUGAGCCAUCUUCAGCGUAAUUAAAGGCUCCAUCUUCCAGCUUCUUUUCAAGAUUGGAAAUUCUUGUAAUAUCUCCUUCUAUUCUUUCAGGAAUAUUAAAAAAACUUUUCAAAUGCAUUUCUUCCUGAUCGUCAUCAACUUCGUCCAUCUUUUAUAUUGUGUAGGCCCUUAAGUGCCUUAAGCCCUAAGACGAACGCGUUCGCCCCAGUGAUGUUGAACAUUUUGUUUUGGAUUGAAAGAUUAUAUUGCAUUGAACAUGUUUUUCUGCAUUGAAUACAUUUUUUUUGCAUUGGCCUUAUUUUCUGUACUGAAUAGGUUUUUGAAUUUCAUACAUUUUAUUGAAUACAUUUUAUUGCUACAAAUGAGCAGCCAUAGUCAACGCCAGGCAAAUUUAUCCUGUUUUGCCCACUUGUUCGUGGUUUGGAGUUCGUUCAAAUUUUUAAAAGACGCUAUUUCAUAAAGGACAUUGAAACUCAUAUUCUGAUAGGACAAAAAAUUAGAAAUAUAGAAACGCUUGUCGUCGAAAAACUCCAGUCUGAGUUAAUGCCAGGUUAAAAGUUGAACUUUUAGAAAAACCAGCUGGGGCGUUUAUUCGAGUAAAUGCCGUAUCUGCUUUCAGUGAACCUACCUUGAUUUUCGCUUAACUGUUUCUCAGUUCAAAGUACAAUAUCUAAUGUCGCUAGUUUGAUAAUCUCCUAGUUUCGUGUAGUCUUGUUGAUAUCAUAGGGCAAUGUCAGCACUUAGCGUUUUACUUAGAACUUGAUUAGGAGGGUUCGAGUUCGAGGAUGAGGACAGAUGUGACGUUGUGUCAAGUCAACGUAAAUGAUUACCAGCUUAAGAUUUAAUCAUGCUGUACGUCACGUAGUUGUUUGUAAUUGAAGGGAGGUCUGAUCAUUAUUAUUAUUAUUAUUAUUAUUAUUACUAUUAUUAUCGUUAAUCAUCAUCAAUCAUAGCCUUCAACAAUUAUCAUCGCAACAUGAACACAUGACUCAGUUCUAUCAAUGAAUCGAUAAUGAAAGUAGCAAUCAUUAUAGUCAUAUUUUUCGUCAUCAAAAUCGCCCUGUACGUUGUUGUGCGUUGAGACUGGGUUUGACUGGGAUGAACUGGGAUUGGACUGGCGGCAAUGCUGUAUUUUUCUCUGUGGUUUUCUGUUUACGUGACCAUGGCAAAGCAAACGUAUUUUCUUACACACAAAGCUAAUCCUUUCAGGUUUCAAUAUGAAUAUAUCCGAUAGAGUUCGAAUCGUUUAUCGCAAUCACCGUAAGCUAAUCUGACCGUCUGCAUCUCCAUCACCAAAGCACAAGACACAUUUGCAAGUCAUAUUGAUCUCAGCCCCCGGCACAAAGUGCAAGCAACACAUCAGUUCCCGAGAAUUUACAGUACUUGUCAAGAUUUGCUCGUAGAUGAAAUUUAGUUAUGGAUAACUGGAACAAAUCUUCAUUGCAUCCAAACAUAAGCCAAAAUGAGACUGGUUUACCACAUCAAGAGGGUGACUUUUGGAAGAUUACGGCAAGAUGCAUUUAUAUAAUUGUCUUCAUUUUAGGCACUGCUGGUAAUUUGCUAACUUGUUACGUGAUAAUUACACGAAAAUUCAUGCGACGGGUUAUUCAUAUUUAUACAUUCAACUUGGCUCUUUCCGAUUUGGUAGUUAUUUUGCUGUAUAUUCCCGUCGAGAUAGUGAGAAAUGAAAAUGAUUUAAGGUGGGUGAUGGGACAAACUAUGUGCAAAGUCUGCAGCUUUGUAACCCCAACAUCGUUGAUGGCUUCGAUAUUCACCCUUGUUGCAAUAACCCUUGACAGGCAUCGCGGAGUGACGAAGCCAUUUCUCUGGCGUGGUGAUUCCAAGAAAUUAUUGAAAUGGACAAUUCCAGGAAUUUGGCUCGUGUCAAUCACGUGCAGCUACCCGCUUUUUCACUACUCAGCAGUACAGACGCACAACGGUUCAAAGUACUGCGUUGAACAGUGGCCUUCUCAACUAAAUACGAGAAUAUACUGGAUAACAAUGUUUCUACUAACAGUUGUUAUCCCACUAUUUAUUAUUAUCUUUGCAAAUGUCCAUAUGAUAUACGUAAUGAAAAAGGUCCACAAUGCCGUGUCCCAAACAGACCAGGCCGAGCAACACAAGCAGCAUCGGCGAAUGAUCCGUAUGGUGAUUGCGCUUGUCCUUGUGUAUGCAAUAUGUUCGUCUCCACAGCAUAUUACCUUCUUCUGGUUCGUUUAUGGCGACCUGGAAAAACGCGAGGCACUCUCAAAGCACAUUUUCAAAGCAUCAAAUUUAAUGAUAAUUUUUCAGUCUGCUAUCAAUCCAAUUAUUUAUGGUAUUGGCAGGAAAGACUUCAGGACUGCUUUCAAAAACACGUUUCAGUGUAUUAGACUACGAAUAUGGGUUUCUGAAACCAAUGGCAGCCCCCAAACGAGGGCGCUUCGAAGCCUCGUAUUGUCGGUUGCGCAGUUCGACCAGCUCUCCUGUGAUGGCGAUAAAGCGGACCAAAGCUUGUCGAAUCCAUCGCUCUUCAGCCAGGACCAACCGUUGAUCAAUAAGAAGCUGGAUAAUCUUCGUAAGAAGAUCGAAGUUAGAGCCCGCACCGAUACUCCGCCAAUAGAGCGAAAGACGAGCUUGUCAGUACAUAAACCCAACGGUGUCUUCACAAGAGAAAAGAAUUUGUCACUGCCAGUUUCGUUAGGUUUCGCGAAGAAAGCGCCAUUGAGAAACAAAAGCCCUCUCGUUCCAUCGUUUAAAGAGCCCCAGUCUAACGGAACUCCGCGUUUCUCGCAAUUUGUUAUUGAUGCUAAAGAACUCUUUAGGCUGCCUGAAGCUCCUGAGACAAUCUUGUAAAUGAAGCUUAGUCGUUAGUACAUUGGUUAGAUCCAUGCCUCCUUCGCGACUGAAGUGAGUUGCUCCUGCGCAUUGUUCGUUUGGUUUUCAACUGGAUGAGACAUUUUUGCUGGUGUUUCUGACUAAAAGAUACUCAUGCCACGCACAGUCAGUGUCUUGAGAAAAACCCUGAACGAGAGUUGAUAUUAAAGGGUCUACAAACAUUGCCUUUAAAUGCCUACAAAUGAAAAAGGUUCCUUUAGACAAAUAGAAAAUUCCAGUUUCAAGAACUGUAUAACCACAAAACCAUUUAUUGUGAAUAAUCCUAAAGAAUAUAUAACCGUCAUUUUUACUCAGAAGAACAAACACUUUCUUGACUUUCUUGAAAGAAAAAUUAGAUAAAUUUAUACGGUAACUCAAACAUUUAUAGUCUACAUGGAGUCAUGCUGGCGUUGAACUUAUCUUCUUUAAUGAACCUUCAGUUGCCUUAACUUUGUUCCAUGAUCCCUGAAAUUGUGAGAAUCUCUUUGUAAGAUUCUGUUUAGAUUUUGCAACAUCUAGCAAACCAUUUCAGCAUGCCUUCUCAAUAUCCCUCAAAUCUAAUUAGAACUGUUACCUCCGUAACGACCAAUGAAGGAAUCUUAGAAGCAGCACUUUCUUUGCGAGGGGUAAAAGGUGCACCCCCCCCAAAUAAUCAGAAGUUUGGUGUCUGUGGAAAAUAAAAAUCUGUAGCAAGGUAGUAAAAUAGCUGACGACACAGCUUAUAUAAAAUCAUUUUCUGCCUUCCUGGCAACAAAAUACCAUGGUUACAAAACAAAAUCCUUACCCAGAAUCUCCUGCUAGGCUUGCUUUACUCGCCUUUGCCACUGCCCCCCCCCCCUUCCUCAGACAAUGACCUCCUUAGCUCCAUCAAUAAGAAUCUGUCGUUAUCUUCCCACCCUAAUCAACAGAUGCCAGAUUUUCGUAUCUUAAGCUUAGAGCAACAUUCCAGUAUCUUGUAACAUUAUGUGUCAUGCACCUCGGUGCACCCAUCCUUGUUUCAGCACAAAUACUCACACCAACUUUGGUUCAUUUGGAUACAAACAUGUGGGCGUGGACAACAAUCUUUUUGAACUGUGUGUAUUCAGGCUUAUUACGUAUGAUGGUAUAAGGCUCAAAUUUUCUGACCUUCCUACAUAUUCUUGAUUGACUAUCAAUAUAGUUAGUAAAAAAAUGACCGAAAAUUGAUAUAAUUAGACAACAACCUUGUACAUUUGAAAGUUGAAUAUAAUUGCGACUUUUCGAGCAUAACUCUUCACCAGGCGAGCAGAACACUGGAGUAACGUUUUGCUCAAAGCGUCGCAAUUAUCUUUAACUUCCAAAUGCACAAGGUUAUACUAAUUUUUGGUCACUAUUGCCUUAUACAGGGACCGCAGAAGCAGGGACUGGGGCUGAGGACUGGGGGGCUAGGGGUCUAGAAAGGGGCUUAAGCCCCAAUUUCUUUCCAAAGCUGUACUUGAGACAAUUCCAAACAAAUUUGCUUUUGGUCCUUUGAAUGUAUAGUCACCCCUCAAAUCCGUAGUAUGCUCAACGGUCCCUGUCAUUUAUUAGAUUUUAACGAGAGAAGUCAUAUCAACGUGUUAAAAUUCAAAUAAUAGUAGCUAUGUGAAUAAACAUGUAAAAUUUUAGCUGAAUUUUAUGGGUAAUCGAAAGUUAAUUAUAAUCAAUUCAAAUGAGGCAUGGAUUUUUGUUCUGUUCUAUUAUUGGGCAUUGAUGCAAUACUCAGUUAUUUCGUAGUUUCUUUCCCUUUUUGAAUUUUCUAUUCCUUCCCUUUUUGAAUUUUUGAAGAGGUAUUUCAAGAAGAUUAUGGCGAAAAGUGAAAAAGCAAGUAGACUCAAAUUGAAACAAGACAAUUAUUGCAAGUAUACAUUACCAUAACAUGUUAUGAUUUAAAAAAAUAUAACUUUAAGUAAAUAACACUCUACAUUUCCUGCCAAAAGAUCCUUGGGCAUCCUGUCGUUAAAAUAUUGUUUGAAAACGACUUCAAUUUCGGGUGGAAAAGACUUACACCGCACAUCCUUUCCUCUAAAACAAUAGAGUACCAAAGUGAUGACGUCAUAAAUGUAUUUUUAAAAGCCUUCAAUUUGACAAUAUAAACCAAAAAU